UCAAAGGUUUCAAUAUUUUUAUUGUUGCAUGCGAAGCGCGAAUUUCAUCUGGUUUAUUCCAGGUGUCCAUAUAAUAGAAAUCUAACUGUGAAUGCAUUGUUCGUGGAUUUCACGUAUUUAAUUACGUUUUUUGGGCAAAUGCCCGCUGGCGAUUAAUAAAAAUUUCAAGCUGAACCACAGAAAAUAUGGCACGUAACAAGAAACUUCGCCGGAGCGUCGGAUUGCGAAAGACGCCCAGAAAAUCAGUUGGUCGAGCUUCAAGAGUACAAAAAGUUAGACUACCGGAAAUGAGAGAAAACAACCGACGCCAGGAUAAGCCUCGUGAUCAGUUUAAGGUUCGCCAGCAAAAGCUCCUCCGCAGAGCUCUGAUGAAAGAGAAAAGAAAUAAGGAAAAUAGUAAUCGGUCACCCUCGCGGCCAAUAAUUCUGUAUCCACCGAUACCGCCGCCUCCACCGCCGUCUCACGUCAGCGGAUCAUCACCGUCGCGAAGAGUCACGCGCCGCAGAGCCUUUCGUCGUUUUGUGAAACAAACAACAGCCAGUUCCGAUCCGAUAGUGAUAGAUUCGGAAGAUGACAGUGGCCCGCAAGAACCGCCGCCACUAUUCUACGUGGAUACAACGGGGGGCUUCAAUGAUAAGGAGGUACCAAAGUAUGGUGAGGACGACGGCGAUCAGGAUGAUGAAAGUGUUAUGCUGCUAGAAAGUACGCUGGAAGAAGGUGAGAUCAAAGAUGAAUCUAGUGUACAUGGGCGUCUGAACGGAAGAAUCAAUGCGGAGGAAAUACCAAUCUCCGAUGAUGAUGUCGAUUGUGAUGAUGAUCCAGUUCCUUUGCCUAGGAAGGCCAGUACAGAAGUCAUAUUCUGCUCCGAGGUGAUUGAUCUGGACCGUGAGGUUCGGCGGGAGCCAGCGUUGGAUUUUAUUCCUAUAGGGUACGAUUUGGGUGGAUGGAAAAGGAAGAAGCAGUCUCCGAGAAAUAAAACCCAGAAACAUGCCGCUGGGGACAAGUUAACGACUGACACAAAUGAUGAUACCGAAAACAAGCGGAUGGUUAUCAUCGAUGGUAACAACGUAGCGUUUGCGCACACCUGCGGUCAGACAUUCUCGGUCAAGGGGUUGGAAAUUUGUAUCGAGUAUUUCAAGAAAAUGGGUCACGAAGUCAAAGCGGUUGUGCCGCAGUUUCGGCUUAAAAAAGACAAAAGUACCGAUCAAAAACUCCUAGAGGACAUGUAUAAAAAUGGUGACAUUCUGCUAGCACCAAGCAAAAAUCUGCCGGGCCAACGAUCCUCGUCGUACGACGAUCGGCUAAUCAUUUCGGUGACGGAGAAGUUCGAUGGUGUGAUCAUUUCCAAUGACAACUUUAGAGACCUGUUAGCGGAAAAUGAUUCUUGGAAGAAGAUAAUCGAAACACGAGUGAUCGGAUACACUUGGGCGAAAGAUGCCUUUUUCUUGCCUGACGACCCGUACGGACGUCACGGACCAAAGUUGAAAGAGUUGCUGGCAUGUGGCAAGGAAGUGGCUGCCACACCAAAGGAGUGAUUUUGUUUUGUUUUUCUUUUCUCAUUUUUUUUUGUAUAAACGUUUUAUUUACCACAGAAUACUGUUAUUUGUCGCAAAAAAAUAAAAAAAUUCAACUGAAAA
Topomyia yanbarensis is the source of this 1637-nucleotide messenger RNA. RefSeq lists its product as uncharacterized. The transcript is spliced from 6 exons. NCBI's taxonomy places the organism in Eukaryota, Metazoa, Arthropoda, Insecta, Diptera, Culicidae. Gene Ontology annotation, cellular component: cytoplasmic ribonucleoprotein granule; nucleus. Gene Ontology annotation, molecular function: RNA endonuclease activity; mRNA binding. The record is from RefSeq and is a predicted model, not a curated record. Bases 186 to 1535 code for a protein of 449 amino acids.